AUGACGGGCUUCAUGGCAUCCCAUGUUGAUGAUGAGAUGCUAUUUUGCGAAACACAUUAUGCUCGUUAUGGAAAUGAGAGAACCAACAUCUAUGGUUUGGCACCAUUCGAAUCACGCUUCUUAACCUAUCUUAAUCGUCCUGAUGAGUUCCCUUCCCAUCGUUAUGAGAGUCUUCCUUCUGAACCUUCACCACCUAAACAUCAAGCUUCGGCCGCAGAAUUAACAGCGUUCGUGUCGAUGGAUGGAUACUGGAAUUAUGUUUGCAUCCCCGUUGGAUUGGAAGCAGGAAAAUCCGAGGUGAUUGCAAUGGAUGUUUUUGAAGAACAUUCAGACAAAUCACGAUUUGUUGUUGCGCUUGCAGUAGCAGAGAAAUAUGACACAGAAAACCAGGAAACACAAGUAUCAUAUAGUCUGAGAUUUUAUGGCCACCAACAUGCGCCAAAGUCUUUCUUAGAACAAACACUUUUUGGACUUGGAGAAUCAAGUCAAAUAAUUCCAUUAACAUACCCACCCAUGCAAUUAUCGCACGUCCAAAUUAAUUAUGAAGGAAGGCAACAGACAGCCUUCUUAAUGGCUUCAACUGAUGGAAUUAUGCAUUUAUAUGUACAGGAUUCAAGCCGUUUGUUUGUUCCAAUAUCUGCAGGGACUUAUUUCCCUUUACUGGGAAGAAUAUCGGAUCAUCGCAUCAAGAUCCUAUUCCUGCACAUCUUAACCUACCAAGGAAAAAUUGCAAUUUGCGCAGGCGGACAAAAUGGAGAGUUAUUUUUAAGUUUCUAUGAUAAUGAGGGAGUAGAGUGCAAAUCGCAUGCAAUUCGGCUGUUUAGUCCGAUUACGUCUGUUCUUUUAUUUCACCCUCGCGUCUCUAAGCACCUCAAGGAAGAUGAACCUCUCCAUUUGGUGGUUACGUGCGCUAUUGAGCAAGCUAUGGUGUACAAGUCGGUUCAAAUUAAUGGGUUGUCGAGAAGUAGGGUUCUUCCACAAUCAAGUCUUUAUGACAGUGUUCUGUGCUCCCAUGUGAUGGAUGUUGACUGGGACGGAGAACAAGAAAUUUUGAUAGGCACUUAUGGACGACAAGUAUUGAUUUAUAAGCAAUUGGAAGGAACCGAAGACUAUACUGUACUUUGGAGGAGACAGUUUGCAUAUCCAAUAUAUCGUAUGAGUCAUCUCGAUUUGAACAUCGAUGGUCUAGAUGAGCUUAUUGUCAUUACAAUGUAUGGUGUUCAUAUCUUCCAGCCAAACAUGAAAAAAGCCAGGAAAAGACUGCUUGACGUACUGAUGUAUGUAGAAAGUAGCAAACGACAAAAAUAUGAAUUAUUACUUGACUGGCAAAGACAAAAAGAACUUGAAAAGGCAAUCGUGUUUGAGCCUCAGUAA
Phycomyces blakesleeanus NRRL 1555(-) is the source of this 1374-nucleotide messenger RNA. RefSeq lists its product as hypothetical. Gene Ontology annotation, molecular function: actin filament binding. NCBI's taxonomy places the organism in Eukaryota, Fungi, Mucoromycota, Mucoromycetes, Mucorales, Phycomycetaceae. Gene Ontology annotation, biological process: negative regulation of TORC1 signaling; actin filament organization; cellular response to amino acid starvation. Bases 1 to 1374 code for a protein of 457 amino acids. The record is from RefSeq and is a predicted model, not a curated record. Gene Ontology annotation, cellular component: lamellipodium; actin cytoskeleton; KICSTOR complex. The transcript has 13 exons.